CUCAGAUAUCCAGAAACUUCUCAAUCCCCCAAAUCAAAAAAAAAUCAAAACAAAACCAUAUUAAAAAUCUUAUCCCAAUCCUCCUGCUGGCUUCUAAUUAUUCCUUUCGGUGCAGUUUCCUAUAAGUUGGGUUCUCGAGAUUCAUGGCAGAGCUCUCUCUCAUGGGCUCUGCUUCUUUCCGUCCUGGGAUUUUCCAUCAGUUUCAGAUCCUUAUUAGGCAUCCACCCAAGGAGUUUCAGGCAUUUUCACCGGGUAAUGGCAAAAGACAAAAUAUACUUAAUUCUGGUUCCAUCUGCAUGGAAACACCUCAUUUUGAGGAUUCAUGGAAAAUAUCAAGCCUAUCACCAGAUAAUCAUCUGCUGAGGAGAAAGCCAGUUAUAAAUAGAUCAAUGCUUACUGAUAUGCAAGAUGCAUGUCCUGAAUCGAUGCUUUUCAGCUCAGGAGUUGCAGAGCAGUGCACUAGACAUGAAAAGAUCCAGAAAUUUCUCGCUUCCAGUUCAAAUAUAACAGAUGGAAAUUGCCUAAAUAAUACCUUAUUAUAUGAAAUGGGAUUUCAACCAGUUGCUAUUGACAUGGAUGACGAAUUUAGUCCCUGUAAAAUUGAAACAGAUGACUUGCAGAAGAUCAUACAUCAUCGGAAGCUUUACGUCCCUCAAUCUGUUUUUUAUUCUGUUGGGAACUUGUAUGAUACUUCAUUCAGUACGGAGCACCCAAAUGGUCAUGUCUUGUUCACAGGCAACGCAGCAGAGAUGAAGGAUUUACUUUCAACUGUUACUGAUGUGCCUCAGGGUUUGUCAAAUGGAAGUAGAAAGGCGAUGGUAGUUCCAUACUUUACCAGAAAACGUGGUGGACGUGCACGGUCUAACACUCAACCGCCUUCUUCGGUGUCUGAGACCCAAACAGUUGGUCCUUCAAAGAGCUCUGGCAAGAGCAAGUCACCCCAAAAAAAGAAACAAAGCAAAACCCCAGAAGCCGAAAGGUUCACUAAGAACUACUUCUACGCCUGUGAUUGUCUCUUUAAUAUUUAUCUUGACAACAGUGCAAGCAGAACUUCAUUCCUCUCCUUGAAGGAUUCAGGCCCCGAACUAGCUCAACUCUUAUACCGAUUCUCUGCUGGAAUUGCUGGAACUGGCCUUGCUGUUCUGUUCACAGUUUCGUACAAAGCAAUGAAUGGAAACAUGGCACCCCUGACUUCUUCGAAGCUGUUCAGUGUUGGUUUUGGGCUUGCUCUUCUUUGGCUAUCCAGUGCUGUGACUCGGUUGAGAGAGAUUAUUUACGACAUCAGUAGGAGAUCAGCCAGAGGUAAAAAGCCUAAUGAGGAGAUGGUGCUUGUGGAGAACAUUAGGACGAGCUUGAAUGAGAUUUUCUUCAGAUUUAUGGUGGUAAUCGCUGUUGGAAUAUUGACUUUUUGAUAGAUUAAGUGAUAUAGAUGUCUGACGAGGUAGAUAGAUUCCCAGUUUGGUUUUUUUGGUAAAUUGAGCAUCAACUGUGUACAUACCGAGAGGAUUUGAUAGUUUUGAUGGUUUGUUCUCAAUGUAUAUAUAGGUGCGUAAGGUAAUCUCAAGAAUGAAACAUCGAUUACAUGUUUUGUGCUUUUGGUCAGUGCGGCGCAUUUUUCA
Molecule: messenger RNA, 1619 nt
Organism: Asparagus officinalis (garden asparagus)
Lineage: Eukaryota; Viridiplantae; Streptophyta; Magnoliopsida; Asparagales; Asparagaceae
Exons: 5
Coding region: 144-1412 (422 amino acids)
Source: RefSeq, a predicted model, not a curated record